This is a messenger RNA of Silurus meridionalis, 6869 nucleotides long. RefSeq names its product Cbl proto-oncogene, E3 ubiquitin protein ligase (gene cbl). The coding region runs from base 448 to 3168 and encodes 906 amino acids. Gene Ontology annotation, molecular function: receptor tyrosine kinase binding; phosphotyrosine residue binding; calcium ion binding. The record is from RefSeq and is a predicted model, not a curated record. Gene Ontology annotation, biological process: cell surface receptor signaling pathway; negative regulation of epidermal growth factor-activated receptor activity. Gene Ontology annotation, cellular component: plasma membrane; membrane raft. The transcript is spliced from 17 exons. Lineage: Eukaryota; Metazoa; Chordata; Actinopteri; Siluriformes; Siluridae.
AGGGGGGGGAGACAAAGAAGUCGUUCCUGUUUCUAAAUGUAUUUCUUUAUCACUUGGCAAUCUGUAGUCCGCGUUAUCAGUUGUUUAUAUUGUGCUAAGUAAAUACGACGCGUUCCUGGUUUAAAGUAUCUUCUUGGAGCUGCACCUAAUUAUUUGACGGUUGUACUUGUAGCAACGCCAAUGACAGCGCGGUUCAUUGCUGCCGAGGGGAUUUAAUGGCACCCUCGAGUCGGUAGAGGUUUUUUCUUCUCCCCCCCCCGACGAAGGACCCUCGCUCGAAGUGCACUCGGGCGCUGUCCUCACCGGGGGGUGUGUGUUUUUUUUUUUUAAAGUCGCCUGGACUAAGAGGCGAGCUUCUGUCCCACCGUCCCCCACUACAACCACCGCCACCACCACCAUUACCACCAGCACCACCAGUCACGCUGCCCGACUCCGAGGAGGCGAAACAUGGCAGGAAAUCUGAAGAAAGGCGGCGGGCUGAUUGGCAUGAUGAAGGACGCGUUUCAGCCUCACCAUCACAUGCACCACUCCCAUCACCAGCCCGGGGCCGUGGACAAAAAGACCGUGGAGAAAUGUUGGAAACUCAUGGACAAGGUGGUGCGAUUAUGCCAGAACCCUAAGCUGGCUCUCAAGAACAGUCCUCCAUACAUCUUGGACCUGCUCCCUGACACGUACCAGCAUCUCCGCACCAUCCUGUCCCGCUACGAGGGCAAGAUGGAGACGCUGGGUGACAACGAGUACUUCCGUGUGUUCAUGGAGAACUUGACGAAGAAGACGAAGCAGACGAUCAGUUUGUUCAAGGAGGGCAAAGAGCGCAUGUACGAGGAGAACUCGCAGCCAAGGCGAAACCUGACCAAACUAUCGUUAAUCUUCAGUCACAUGCUGGCUGAGCUCAAAGCCAUCUUUCCCAACGGUUUAUUCCAAGGGGAUAAUUUCAGGAUCACGAAGGCAGAUGCAGCAGAAUUCUGGAGAAGAUCGUUUGGAGACAAGACUAUCGUACAGUGGAAGGUCUUCCGCCAAGCGUUGCACGAGUUUCACCCAAUCAGCUCUGGUUUAGAGGCCAUGGCCCUCAAGUCCACAAUAGACCUCACCUGCAAUGACUACAUCUCCGUAUUCGAGUUCGACAUCUUCACCAGACUGUUUCAGCCAUGGUCAUCUCUGCUGAGGAACUGGAACAGCCUUGCGGUGACUCACCCGGGAUACAUGGCUUUUCUCACCUACGACGAGGUCAAAGCUCGUCUGCAGAAGUUCAUUCACAAGCCGGGCAGCUACAUUUUCAGACUGAGCUGCACUCGUUUGGGCCAGUGGGCCAUCGGUUACGUGACUGCAGACGGAAAUAUCCUGCAAACGAUUCCCCACAAUAAGCCUCUCUUCCAGGCUCUCAUUGACGGCUUCCGGGAAGGAUUUUAUCUCUUUCCCGACGGCCGUACUCAGAACCCGGACCUCACAGGGCUGUGUGAGCCCUCACCGCAAGACCAUAUCAAAGUCACACAGGAGCAAUAUGAGCUAUACUGCGAAAUGGGCUCGACGUUCCAGCUGUGCAAGAUCUGCGCCGAGAACGACAAGGAUGUGAAGAUUGAACCUUGCGGCCACCUCAUGUGCACAUCUUGCCUCACUGCAUGGCAGGAAUCAGAAGGCCAGGGUUGCCCUUUUUGCCGCUGUGAAAUCAAGGGCACCGAGCCCAUUGUAGUUGACCCCUUCGACCCUAAGGACAACAGUGGAGGAUCCUAUGGGGGCUGCAGGGGUAUGUUCGGGGCAGAGGGGGCGCCUUCACCAAGCUACGAUGAUGAUGACGAUGACCGACUGGAAGACCCCCACCUCAUGAUGAGCAAGCUGGCUUGUAGUAAAGUGGAGAGGCCUCCAUCCCCACUGUCGGUGCCACCCCAAUCAUCUUUGCCUCCAGUACCCCCACGCUUAGACCUCAUUCCACACAGACCUCCUAACCCUCCAGGGGCCUCCAGUCCUGGAGCAACAUCUAAGGCUUCCUCACACCACAAAGACAAGCCAUUGCCUCUGCCUCCGGCUCUGCGAGACCUGCCACCUCCUCCUCCUCCUGAGCGGCCUCAUUCUGCCGGAGCUGAUAUUAGAAUCCUGAGACGGCCGCUGCCCUGCACGCCUGGGGAACCACCUCGUGAUAAACCACCUCCUACUCCUAAUCGCAGUAUGGCUGACUGGAAUAUACGCCCAGUCCCCAAAGCACCCUCCCAGAUGGCUGCUGUAGGAGGAGAGGGCCGCGGGUCACGCGAGCUCUCUAACCGACACUCCCUUCCGCUCGCCUUGCCCUCGGCCCUUGAUGGUCAGCGGAACAACAACUCUGCCAGUCUCGAGCACCAACUGUGUUUCGGCGCAACAGCCUCUAUUGGAACUGAGUACGACAACCCGAAAGUGAAGCCCUCUGCAUCAGCCAAUGCCAUUUACUCCCUUGCAGCCAGGCCCCUUCCUGCAGUGAAGCAGCUUGUGGGGGAGGAUGGUGAUGAGAAUAAUGACGAGUCAGACUACAUGACUCCCAGCUCUCUGCCUAUGCUGGCCGCGAUGACUCCUUCACUAGGGGAAGCAGUACCCAGGCCUCACCACCCCAACACUCUUAAUUCCAGGGGCAUUCUUGAUGAUUUAGACCCCGAUGGCCCACAGAUGUAUGAAGCCAUGUUCAACAUUCAGGCCCAGGCCCUCAGUGCCACACUCCCUUAUCAAGCGAGUGAUUCAGACUACUCCGAGUUACCUCCGCCUGUGAGCAGUAACGGGCCGCAUGAGGCGGAGUGUGAGGAGGAGGAGGAGGAGGAGAACGGCUAUGACAUUCCCAAACCGCCUCUGCCCAUCGCUCGACGCACGCUUUCUGAGGCGAGCAGCUCAUCCGCUGCUUUCAGCCGCCUGUCUAUGGACAGCGAACCAGGAACGCCGCUCUCGUUCGAUUCCGCAGAAGCUCCCGAGCGACCUCCGAAACCCCUGCCUCGUCGCAUGAAUUCGGACCGCAGGCCAAGCCCCGUCCCGCCCGCAGCCGCAUCCAGCAACCCGCAGAUCAGCAGCGAGAUUGAGCUACUCAUGAGCCAGGGCUACUCGCACCAGGACAUCCAGAAAGCACUGAUGAUCGCGCAGAACAACAUCGAGAUGGCCAAGAACAUCCUGCGCGAGUUCGUGUCCGUCCCCUCCACGGCACACAUUCUCACAUAGCAGCCCUUCCUGAUCCAGAGCGAGUCCAGUCUCUCCCUCUUUUUUUUUACUCCAGGGCCGUCCUCCAACCAGCGAUCAGCGUACAUCCCUGGUGCGUGAGGUGCUGGCCAUAUCCACCUCCUGCAUGCUGCCAGCCAGCAGGAGCAUUGUUCUUGAAGUCAGCCACAUGGCAUUGCACAUCCACUGAGGCUUUUAGUCAAACUCAAGCAAGGACAAAAAAAAAAGUGUGUUUUAUAUAAUAAUUUAAUUUAUGAGUCCAUAUAGUUAAUAUAUACACAUUUAAGGAUGGGGAGGUUUCGGGCAGGUCCAGAGUGUGUGUGUGUGUGUGUGUGUGUGUGUGUGUGUGUGUGUGUGUGUGUGUGUGUGUUAUGCUUGUGGAUAUGGGAGGGACUCCUCAGCACUGCUGUUCUGUCACAUGUGGGAAAACUGCAGCUGAACAUUUGCUAGUGUCAAAAAUUGCUUUGUGUGUUGUUCUGGUACUUUGUGUGCGUGUGGUAAAUGUGAGUGUCGGUCAUUUUCUAAAGUGGCACGGCAUGAGUGACUGCCUCAGUACCACGACCUAUAGAGAUCCGAUCCACCAUAGAUUUUCCCGUGUGUGUGUGUAUGUGUGCGCGAGUGUGUAGAGUAGUACGGUCGUGUGAUGUCGCUGACGCCGCCAGUUGUCAUUGGCGUAAACAGUCAUCAGUCACCUGCAUUGCCUCUGCUGCUGUGUAGCAUUACUGUAACCGAUACACGUGCAUAGCGCAGAAUUGAAUCCCGCUACAACGCCACAUGCCCAUGCUUUGUAGAAUAUGGCACCAGAAGAACGCAAAACCCGAGAUGAAAAACCCAACACAUUUGUCCGAGCCCUGAAGCAGACGAGGACUCCGAACCUUUGUGCGUGCGUGUGUUUGUGUGAUGGCGAAUGACAAGCUUUUAUACAUGCGUGCUUUCUAGAGUGUUCUCUAACAGAUUAGUGGAGUUUGGACACAAAGCAACACGCUUUGUUUGAAGGAAGUGUUCGCUUAUACAGUUUCUGAGAUUUGGUCUGAAACUGAUCAGCUAAGUGAAAUUAUUAUUGUUGUUAUUAUUAUUAUUAUUAUUAUUAUUACUGUUGUUUUUUUUUUUUCGUUUUUUUUUGUUUUUUUUAUAAUUAUUAUUAAUUCAGAAGUGCUUUACUGCUGCUACUCUUGUUAGUGCUAAACAAUUAAGCCUUAAAUGUAUAUUUGUGAAUAUUGUGUUUAACCUGUUUUAAAGUGACAGUAUCUGUUCAGUUGAUUUUGAUUUAUGUAGCAUACUUGAAAUUUUGAGCAGCCUGUGCUCCUCUGGCCAACAGGCUGCUUCUGUCGUCUGACUCUCUGUCGUCUGUCGCUCUCUCUCUUUCUCUCUCUCUCUCUCUCUCUCUCGGAUCACUUUUGUUUUUCAUGUAUAGGGUGUUCCCUGAGACGUCAUACUCCUGUCAGUGCCGUCACUGGAGCAUGUAUGCAAAUGAGUGAAAGUAUGUGAACGAACACCUCGUUGUAGGAAAGCUUGUGCUCGUGUCAGCGGUUUAGAGGUUUCACUCGUUGCGUUCUGAAAUGGUUUUCGUGUUUGUCUUUUUUUUUUUGUUUUUUAUCCUUCUCAGGAAUACUGUACAUCCACACAGACUCUAUCAGUAUUGAACGGGAAAUGAAAUGUGUCCGUAAUUCUCGCAUUCAGGGCAGAAGCACUGAACGACUACUUUGAAGUCUUCGACUAAUUCGACACGUCUAUCAGUUUUGUCGGCUUUCCUCAGAUCUGCUUGGAAAUUGGACACGCCGUCGGACGCUUGUGUUCUACAGAGGCGAAAUUCCCAGCGUAUGAAGCUCUGGAGGAAAUAAAUGAUCACCUCUACAUGCUAUUUCAUUCUCCAAUUAUAGUUAUAUGUAUAUACCCAGGCCCCCACACACACACACACACACACACACCCUAAAAUAUUGCACUGGCAUAGCAGGUACUUCCACAAUAUGUAGCUUGUAGGUACAGCGUAGUUCACCAGAAAGGACAACGAUCAAACAGGUUUUCUUUUCUGCCAUGGAAAACAGGUGAUCAUUCAUAGUUUCAGUAUUUUGGUUUGCACCAUGUGAAGUAGUGAAGCUUUGUUUUCAGAUCAGAGCUUUUUUUUUUUUUUUUAUUCCGAUUACUGUAUUUCUUGUCGUUAUUGUAUACCCUGUGCGUUUGUGCGUGUGCACCCAUGUAUCUGUGUAUUGCAAGAUUUCACACCGUACACCAAUUUGUGCUCCGAUACUGUCACUUUAAAAUCGAGCGUAUAAAGUUACUUAUAUAUAUAGACUACAUGGAAAAUUAAAAAAAAAAUUCAUUUUGUAUUCCUGUACAAUUUUUUUUUUUUUUUAUUCCUCCAUGUUGUUAAUUUUUUUUACUGAUGUGAAUAAUACUGUGAGCAGUGCCAUAUGUCUAGAAAUGUUGUUCUGCUGCCCCCUAGAGUGAGGCCUUGCGAAUGAGCGAACGUGUCCUUGCGUAAGCGAUAUUCCCGUCAUACUGUCACACAGCCCCCGAAGCCUUUACAGUGACCUUAUGCCGAGUAGAUUGUUUUUCCGACCACGUGAGGGCGCACUUUCCCCAUUUUGCAAAGAUUCCGUCGUGUGCUCCAUAUUUUUCCCCUCAUAUCACUUUAGAUGUUUGCAAAGUGCUAUACUGUCUAAUUACAUGAAUCAAAUCAAACACGUCUUCAGUCUCAUGUUUUAGGUACUGUUCUGGUACAGAGUUCCUCCUAGUGCUGUAGAAGUUACCCUGUAACUCCAAUAAUAACCUCUGCAUGCUGAUAGCUUGAGGUGAACUGUUGAAAACUCUUUUUUUUUUUUUUAAAGAAGUCAGUGUUAAAGGGUAAACGUGCUGGACGUCAACGUGUCGUUAUUUAACGUGCGUCGCAUGCUCGUGAUGGUUCUUCGAAAUUGUCAGAAGUCGCCUUAAUAAGAAUCGAGCGUUCCAGCCUUUCAGCCCUGGAUAUGAGGGAAAGAGAGAGAGAGCACGAAACUCAUCCCACGGGCACGGGUCUGAGAUUCGCUUCGCCUUAGUGAUCAACGAAUUCAUGAUCCAAACUGCCGUCUCAUCAAUUCAGUGCCAUGAUCCUCGACUUCUGCACGUGCGCGAGUUUCACAAAUGUGUAUCUCUUUAAACACUCCUUUAGUGUGGUCUGAUGAGUGACACGCUCUCUAGAAUAAACUGGUUGCACAAGUUCAUGUAGGGUUUGUGCUUUCUUCAUGUCAAAGCCAAAUAAGUUUGGAUAUAUGUAUUAAAUACAGACGUUUUACUAUGUACAGUGUCGCACGCACAUACAUACAUACAUACAGUGUUGGGCCAACGAAGAUAGAAUGUUCUGUAACAGUCUGAACUCAAAUACCAUUAUGAUUCAUGCAUUUUACAGAGCAGGUGUGUUUGUGGUGUUUUAUUUGUUUUACUUUCUUUGUUUUUUUUUUAUUGUUUUUUUAAACAUCGCUGCAAAAACUGGAAAAGCAUUCAAGUGCAAAUGAACUAGGACACGUUCCCUCUCCAGGUCGCUGGUGUCUAUUCUUUUUUUUUUUUUCUGUUUUUGUUUUUUUGUCAAGAAAUAAAGACUAAUGAUAUUUAUUAAUGUUGAUGUACUCCAACCCAGAAAUCCCACCUUCAUCUUCACAAAUUUCUAUGUUAUUAAAAGCCAUUUUGGAAAAAAAUAAAAAUAAAAAAAUCUUCAGGAGUUGAUCUUA